This is a messenger RNA of Musa acuminata subsp. malaccensis (wild Malaysian banana), 2580 nucleotides long. RefSeq names its product cation/H(+) antiporter 15. The record is from RefSeq and is a predicted model, not a curated record. Gene Ontology annotation, biological process: regulation of pH; proton transmembrane transport. NCBI's taxonomy places the organism in Eukaryota, Viridiplantae, Streptophyta, Magnoliopsida, Zingiberales, Musaceae. Gene Ontology annotation, cellular component: membrane; endomembrane system. Gene Ontology annotation, molecular function: antiporter activity.
AUGGUGACUGCACCAACGAACAUAACCGAUGACACAGGCACUGUCGUGUGCUUCGUCUCGACGAUGACCUGCACCAACGGCAUCUGGCAAGGGCUGAAUCCGCUUUCCUUCUCCCUCCCUCUCCUCAUCCUCCAAAAUAUCGUCAUUGUGUUGGUCACCCGCGUCGUCGCCCUCCUCCUGAAGCCUUUCCACCAGCCUCGACUCCUCGCUGAGAUCAUCGGCGGCAUCGUUCUUGGCCCGUCGGUGGCGGGCCAGAUGGCGGUCUUCCGCGACGUCGUCUUUCCACCGAGGAGUAUCCUGACGUUGCAGGGUUUCGGUCACCUCGGCCUUCUCUACUUCCUUUUCCUCGUCGGCGUGGAGAUGGACAUUGCUGUCAUCGGCCGAACAGGGCACAAGGCGCUUGUGGUUGCAGCAGCCAGCAUGGUCAUCCCUUUCUCCAUCGGCACCGCCUCCUCCUUCCUGCUCCGAAACUUCAUCAGCAAGAACAUCCACGAGGGAGCGUUUGUCCUCUUCCUGGGAGUCGCUCUCUCCGUGACCGCCUUCCCCCUGCUCGCUCGCAUCCUUGCAGAGACCAAGCUCCUCAACUCGGAGAUCGGAAGAAUCUCCAUGUCGGCCGCGAUCAUCAACGACCUCUGCGCAUGGAUCCUGUUGGCCAUCUCCGUCGCGCUUACAGGGCCCAGUGGGACCGCACUGACACCCCUCUGGGUUCUACUCUCCGGCGUGGGCUUCGUCCUUCUCUGUCUCUUCUGCAUUCGCCCGACCAUGUGGUGGUUCAUGCAAAAGCUACCCGAAGGCCAAGCAGUGAGCGACUUCCAUGUGUGCCUCUUACUUGGCACGAUGAUGUUAGCAGCUGUGAUGUCCGACGUCAUUGGAUUCCACUCUGCGUUCGGGGCGUUCGUCUUCGGCCUCGUGCUACCGAACGGUCCGGUCGGGGUGGCGUUGAUCGCGAGGCUGGAGGAUAUCGUCAGCGGUUUGCUGCUACCUCUCUACUUCGUAUCCAAUGGGCUGAGCACGGACUUGUCCAAGGUUAGGGAUGGGAGGACCGUGGCGCUCCUCGUCCUAGUGUUCGUGCUAGCGAGCAUCGGCAAAAUUGCCGGCACCGUCGUGAUUUCUCUCUUCUACACCAUGCCAUUGCGUGAAGGUCUUUCCCUUGGUUUUCUGAUGAACACGAGGGGGCUGGUGGAGAUCAUCGUCCUCAACAUCGGAAGGGAUAUGGAGGUUCUUGAUGAUGAAUCCUUCGCCGUGAUGGUCAUGACCUCGUUGGUCAUGACUCUAAUGGUGACGCCGCUGGUGACGUAUCUGCAUCGGCCCUUACGUCGCCUCGUCGGCUACAAGCGCCGUAACCUGCAACGCUCCAAGCCCGACACGGAGCUUCGGGUGCUGGCCUGCGUCCACAACACCCGCAACGUGCCCUCCAUCGUCAGCGUCCUCAACAUCUCCAACCCCAGCAAGCGCUCCCCGAUCUUUGUCUACGCCCUCCACCUUGUGGAGCUCACGGGCCGUGCCUCCGCCAUGCUCAUCGUCCACCACACCAAGACCUCCAAGGUCAACAACAACCGCAAGCCCGUCGCUUCGCUCAUCGGCAGGCAAGUGCAGUCCGAGCACAUCUUCCACGCUUUCGAUAACUACGAGCAGCGCGUGGGUGGCGUCUCGGUGCAGACGCUGACCGUCGUCUCGCCCUACACGACCAUGCAUGAGGACAUCUGUAGCCUCGCGGAAGACAAGCACGUCACCCUCAUUAUCCUUCCGUUCCACAAGCAGCAGACGGUGGACGGGGGCAUGGAGCCGAUCAAUUCAUCCAUCAAGGUGCUCAACGCGAACGUGCUCAACGCGUCACCCUGCUCCGUCGGCAUCCUCAUCGACCGUGGGCUAAGCAGCAAAGCCCGGAUGGCUCACGGCCAGCAGUACUCGCAUCGCAUAGCGUUGCUCUUCUUCGGAGGACCCGAUGACCGGGAGGCGCUGGCAUACGCGUGGCGCAUGGCCGAGAACCCAUCGAUCAACCUCACCGUCGUUCGAUUCAUCGCCGGUGAUCAAGCUGACGUACCACAAUCCCCGGCCACCACGCCGCCGCCACCGACUGCACAAGACUCCAGGACCAUUUCCAUCGUCACCGAUAGCACCCAGGAGAAGCAGCUCGACGAGGAGUACCUAAACGAAUUCCUACUCGGGAACAUCGGCAACGAGUCGCUGCUGUACACGGAGAAGGUGGUGAACAGCACGGAGGAGACGGUGGCGGCCAUUCAAUCGAUGGAGAGCGUGCACGAUCUGUACGUGGUGGGAAGAAGUCAGCGAGACGCCGCACUGACGCUAACAGCAGGGUUGACGGAGUGGGCAGAGUGCCCGGAGUUGGGGCCGAUAGGGGACUUGUUGGCCUCGUCGGACUUCGCGACGACGAUAUCGGUGCUGGUGGUGCAUCAGUACACAGGAGGGCCGCUCGGCAGAACUGGAUCAACGACGACGGAGGGCUCAACGAGGCCAAUGCAACGACGCAACGGUAACGAGAGCCAAAGGUUGUCGACGGCGUCCAGGGCGUGGCAAGCGAUGCCACCUGAGCUCAGCGUCAGGCGGAACGGUAGAUGA